GUUUAACGAGGACCUACAUCUGAGCCUCAGUUCAGCUGCUGCAUACCUUCUCUCUCUCACUCUCUCUCACACACACACUCACCAUUUGGAGGAUUAACUAUUGUGUUUGACGGUACCGGACCGUGAAGAAGUGAAAACAUGUCUGUAAAUAUGUAACUGCGCAGUCCUCUAACAUUAGUGUUUUCCACCGGGAGAAGAAAGAUGGACUCUGUUGUGCAAAACAACCCGAAAAAGAAGAAGAAGUUGUGGCUCCACGGGCUGCUUUGGUGGUCGCUCCUGUUCGAGCUGGCGUCCGGAGCUUCCUUCUAUGGUGAUGGCUUUGUACAGCUGAAGGCAACAGAGUCGUCCGACCAUAACACGCUUCGCAUUCGCUUCCGAACCUCCAGCACCAAUGGCCUGCUGUUUCUAGCUGCUGGCCAGACGGACUACUUCCUACUAGAACUCCAUGCUGGUCGCCUCCAGCUUAAACUGGACCUUGGAUCUGGAGAGCAAGUGUUACAUUCAGAGAGAGGUACACAGCUUAACGAUCUGGCCUGGCACUCUGUGGAGAUCCGCCAUGUGCAGCACAAUGUCACUCUGACUGUAGACAAGAACUCUCACACAAGUGUAAAGAUGCCAGGCUCCCAUCAAGAUCUCAGUAUUUUGGAUGGUCUAUAUGUCGGAGGCUCAGGAGGCCUGGACAAACUUUACCUCCCCAGAAACCUGAUUGGCUUCCGAGGCUGCAUGGAUGAGGUGGUCUUCAAUGAACAUGACAUACUGUCAUCACUGAGGCCAUAUACCGGAUUCAAGAACAUCUAUGAGGUGUCUUUAGGCUGUAGUCCCCAAUUCUUUGCUACAGAGGAGGACUCUAUCAGUUUCUUCAGCUCCAGGGCUUACAUUUCUCUUCCAACCUGGAAUGCCCAACACGAAGCAGUAUUCGAGUGUGUUGUGCACACUUCAGCCAAAGAAGGAAUUAUCAUGUACAAUUCAGCCAGAGAGGGGGACUUUGUGGCUGUGGAGAUUCAGGAGGGUUUGCCAGUGGCCAUUAUUGGGAAAGGUGGAACUAAAACUGAGCUUCGUUCCCUCAUGUUCAUCAAUGACAGGAAAUGGCACUCCAUCAAGUUGCAUUUCAGUUCCAAAAACCUUGAGCUAACUGUUGAUGGAGAGAUGGUUAAAAGUAGCAUUAGCUCUCGUUCCAAGGGGUUUCAGCUUAAAGGUUAUCUUUUUGUUGGAGGUAUCGAUGACAGCACCAGAGCAGAAGUCAGAAAGGUGGGGCUUGUCUCUGUGUCUGGAAAGCGUGUCAGAGGAGGUUCCUUUAAAGGAUGUUUGAAGAACAUUGAAGUCAACAGAGUGAAGAUGGGUCUCUCAAAUGCUGUCGUCACGAAAGAUAUAUCAGUUGGUUGUGAACCAGAGAGAGAACCAGAACCAUCAACCACUGUGAGUCCAACAAGUGCUCCACAAUCCCCCUUUCACUUAAUGACAACAACACCAUCACUUCACAUGUCCACCCUUGCAAGGGGCUUGGACAGAAGGUAUGGAUCGAAUUUUGUGCAUCUCAAAAACCUUGUGGUUCCAGAAGGUGGUCGAGCAUCUCUCGAGGCCAAACACAUUAAGGUUCUUUUAGACUUCAAGAAGCUCGGCAUUCGACAGUCUCAGAUCAUGUUCCGAAUUCAGGAGCAACCUAUUCAUGGUCAAAUAAGGCUUGAUGUUGAUCCUGAUCAAGAGGAGAACACCUUCAGCAUGUUGGAUCUUUGGCAUGGACGAGCGAUGUAUAUCCAUGGAGGGUCUGAGGAACCAGAUGACUUCUUCAUGUUUUCAAUUUAUUCUAGCAGUAGAAAAGAAGUUCCUGAUUAUCUGAAGGGCAACAAAUUGUAUCGCUACAAUAUUACUGUGACACCCACCAACGAUGCACCUGAAUUGAGCCUCCCUGAAGGAAAUCUCUUUGUCCUGUUAGAGAACUCGAAGAAGCGCCUCACCACAGAUGUUCUGAAGGCCACAGACAUAGACAGCAGCUACACUGAUCUUGUUUUCUCUGUACUUGGAAACCUGAAUGCUGAUGCAGGAUAUUUGGAACUAGAAAACAAUCCUGGCAAGGCAGUGACUUCAUUCUCAUAUUUAGACUUGGAGGAACUGAGGGUGUACUAUGUGCACACAGGAGUUCGAAAUUCAAGGAUAGUCCUUAGAGUUAGCGAUGGGGAAAAGGUCAGCAACACUGUUGUUUUAAGGGUCAUGGCUGUAGCACUGGAGUAUAAGAUUGCCAACAACACAGGCCUUGCAAUCAUUCAAGGAGAAUCAGCUAUAAUUGGCACAAAGCAGCUGUCUGUGCACACUAAUGCUGUGAAACAAAUUGUAGACAUCCGGUAUGAUAUUAUUGAGCCCCCUCAGUAUGGAGAACUCCAGAGACUUCACUCAAGUGGUGAAUGGAGGCCUACUGACUCAUUUUCCCAAAGACUUCUAGAAAAAGAGCGCCUGAGAUAUGUAAGUACUUUUCAAGAACUCCAGACAUCUAAUGCCACUGAUUACUUCAAAAGCAAAGUUAAUGUGGCUGCAAGGGCAACCACUGAAAUACUCUUUCCAAUCACUGUAAAGUGGGUGAAGUACCAUCUGGUGAGGAAUAUCAUGAUAGGAAUGGAUAAAGUUAGAAAAGUGACACUAAACUCAGAUUAUCUUUUUGCCACAGCUGAAGGAGUGAACCUCUCAGAGGAUGACCUUUAUUUUCGGGUUCUCACCAUACCAAAGAAAGGGAAACUCUUGUUAGACACCACAGUCUUAGGAAAAAACUCAACUUUUAGCCAAAGAGAUGUAACAAAUCUAAAAGUAUAUUACGAGCUAGUUGACAGACCUUAUGAAGAUACAAGUGACAGGUUCAAAUUUCAGCUGGUUUCCAAACAUGCUCAGUCACAAAACUAUGAUUUCCAGUUUUCCAUUAAAGCUGAUAUCAACAGUGUGUUUAUGAGAAAUGAUGGACUCUCACUUAUGGAAGGAGAAAGUAAACUUAUUACAAAAGAUGAGCUGUUUGCACAGACUUUGGGUACAAAGGAAAUGUACUACACAGUUAUAAGCAGCCCCAAACAUGGAAAGCUUGCCCGUAUUAGUCAGUCAAAUUCCAAUGCAAGCUACAACAACAUCUUAACCUUUACUAAUCAGGAUAUAUUACAGGAACGGAUUAUAUAUAUCCAUGAUGACAGUGAAACAACUGAAGACAAGUUUACUUUCAUAGCCUCCACCAGCCAAGGGUUCAAAUCUUCCAUUGCAGAAAAUGAAAUUGGCACCAAACAAGGAGUGUUCAACAUUUCUAUUCAGCUAUUGAAUGACCAAAAGCCGGUACGUGUUAUUGAUAAAGUUUUCCAAGUAGUAAGGGAUGGACAGAAGUUACUCACUAUAGAGGAUUUGCGUUAUCAUGAUGCAGACUCUGAUUUUGAUGAUGGCCAGCUGAUGUACACUCGACGUGGAAUCCCGAUGGGAGACCUAGUGCUGGUUAAUGACACCACUCAUCGCCUGAUCAACUUUCAACAGAAGGAUUUGGAAGAAAAGCGAGUGUUGUUCAUCCACAAAGGUGUGAGCACUGGGCGGUUUGUGCUCUUUGUCUCGGAUGGAAAGCAUUUCAUAUCAAGCCUUUUAGAUAUAAGUGCACAUGACCCAUUCUUGAAGGUUGGCAACAACACUGGCCUGCUGGUUCAGAAAGGCCAUUCAGUAAUAUUUUCCACCAAUAAUUUCAGUGUCGUAUCAAAUUUGGACAUCAGAGAUGAUCAGGAGGUCAUCUUCCAGUUAGAUGAGGCUCCCAAGUAUGGAGGACUUUAUCGUAAUGAAAUAAAGGUGGAUUCAUUUUCACAGUUUGACUUAAAGAGUGGGCUGAUCUCAUAUCAGCAUGAUGACAGCAAGCAUCUGGCAGACUAUUUCAAUUUGACAGUGAAAGCUAAAGAUCUUCGACUUGCAGCGAGUAUUAAUGUGAAGGUUUUCCUGGAAAGUCAUCAGAGGCCACCCAUCGUGCAGCAUCACAACAUUUUACUGGUGGAAGAGGGAAAACCAGUCAAGAUUGACGAAACUAAACUAGAGGUCACUCACGAGGACAACCUGCCAUCAGAUAUUGUAUUCACAGUCAAGGUAGCCCCGUUGUAUGGCUUUCUCCGGCGUUUUGUCAAGGAGCGCUACAUCGGAACCAAACAGUCUCCUGUCAAGACAUUUACCCAAGAGGACAUUAACAGUGGGAACAUCCAGUACAUGCAGGUGGAGUCCAGCAAAGUCAACGACACUUUCAUCCUCGAUGCCACCAACGGGGUCACUGAUGUCAGCGACAUUAGGAUGUCUGUUGACAUUAUCCCACGCCUCAUCCCACUUCAAGUCUCCAAUAUCACACUGAACGAGGGCGCCUCUAAGUCACUGACCCAGGAUGUGCUCAAAGUCACAAACCGACACUUUUCUGGUAUCAACUUUCUGUAUAGUUUGACCGAGCCCCCGCAGCAUGGUCACGUUGAGCAUUCCCGACACCCUGGUGUGCCCAUAACCUCUUUCACCAGGAGGCAGGUGGAACACGAAUUCAUUUACUAUGUCCAUGACAGCAGCGAAACCUUAGAUGACAACUUCACUGUGGUGGUCAAUGACACAGGCCUGAGGAAGCAGAGUGCAGCCCAGACGGUGUACAUCCAGGUUACAGCUGUCAACGAUGAGCCUCCUGUUAUUACAGCCAACAGGGUCCUCAGGGUUUGGGUGUCCUCGGUGACAGAGAUCAGGCCAGAGGAUCUGAGAGUGCAUGACAUGGAUUCACCCCCAGAGGAACUACACUUCAUGGUGACCCCACCGAGCAAUGGACAUCUGGCUCUGAAGAGUGCCCCCAUGAAGGCGGUACUUAACUUCACUCAGGCACACAUAGACCAAGGACAGCUACUGUUUGUUCACAAAGGUGCCAUGUCCGGAGGAUUCAACUUCCAAGUCAACGAUGGCGUGAACUUCACUCCCAGGCAGAUCUUCAGCAUCACUGCCAGAGCUUUAGUUCUCAGUCUAGAGAAAAAACGUCCACUCAUGGUGUUUCCAGGCUCUUCUACACCAAUCACAAAUGAGGAUUUACAAGUAGUGACCAACGAUGUCACCAACACCACAAACCGGAUCAUUACAUUCAGUGUGAUUCGUCAUCCCAAACUGGGGCGUCUAGUGAUGAAGCAGCCUGAUAAUUCAACAGUGGACAUCUCCACUUUCACACAAGACAUGGUGGACAGGAAAGAGGUUCUGUACAUUCAAACGCCUAUCGAAUCAGUGGGCUGGGAAGCCAUGGACUCCAUAACCUUCUCUGUGACAUCACCGCCUACUUCUCUGGAUGGCCAAACCUUCAAAAUAGAUAUUUCCUAUGAGAAUACUGGACCUGAACACAACACAGUCCUGCUUGCAAACACAGGUGCUGAGGUAACAGAAGGGGAAAGUGUCGUCAUUGAUGAAUCCAAGCUGGACGCCACAAACCUCAUGUCCAAGCUGCCAACACCUCAGCGGAGUUUGCAUGAGGUCUGGUUCCAGGUGACAUCUCUGCCUCAGCAUGGUGUCAUAGUAGUGGGUGAGAGAAACCUCACCAAGGAGAAACCAAACUUCUCCCAGUUCAUCAUUAACAAAUACGGUAUCACCUACAAGCACGACAAUUCAGAGACAACUCACGAUUCUUUUGUAUUCAGUGCAUGGAUAAAUCCUAAAGGCAAAACAGCGCAGCAGCCUCAAGAUGACAAUGAUGUUGUUGAGGAGCGUUUUAACAUUACAAUAACACCUGUAAAUGAUCAGCCACCUUUGCUAAAAACAAAAUCUCCAAGUCUGAGGGUAGUACAAGGAGAUACUGUAGCACUCAGGCCUGAUAAUCUCAAAGUUGAAGACUUGGACAAUCCCCCUGAUGAUAUUAAGUUCUCUGUGAUUAGUAAGCCAAACAAUGGUUACCUUGCACUUGAAGGAAGUUUGAAUGAGUCGAUAGCGGCCUUCAGCCAAGCCCAAAUCAAUAAAGGAAGCGUUUAUUUCAUUCAUGAUGGAAGCUCUGCAUCAGGGGUGUUCUACUUCAGUGUCACAGAUGGCCAUCAUAAACCAAUAUAUAAACUCUUUAACUUAGAAGUCACAGAAAUCACCAUUACUCUUGUCAACUACACUGGAUUGACACUGGAGCAAGGCCAGACUUCAGUUUCACUGACCCAGGACAACCUUGCUGCUGAGUCCAAUGGGAAAAACAUCACCAUUCACUACCAGGUUACAAAGCCUCCAAACUUUGGUAAACUUCUGAAGGACAACCAAGAGGUUAAACAGUUCGAACAGGAGGAUCUACAGUCUGGAAGGCUGUCCUACCAUAUGAUCUCCCUCUCCUCUGCAGAAGACAGCUUUGAGUUCACUGCCUUUACUUCAGAGGCAAAUCUGACUGGCCAAGUGUUUAACAUAACUGUCAGACCUUUGAUCCAGGUUGGUAAAGGUUUGAGAAUUCCCAAUGGGAUUGUUGUCAAACUCAACACUAGUUUUCUUAACGCCUUUGAACUGGCUAAUAUUAGUAAUAGUGAUCCUGUAUUUGAAAUCAUCUCCCAUCCUAAGUAUGGGAAGGUGGUUCGGGCAAAACCUAAAAUGUCAAGGAAGUCUGUGGCUGAGUCAUUCACCUUUCAAGAGGUGAUGCAGGAGAAGGUAGCAUUGGAGCUGAAUGCCAACAUGACUGGAGUUCAGGAGCUAAAUGACUCACUGGUGUUUUUACUGAAAACUGAUAACAUUCAACCUGCUAAAGCAGAGUUCCACUUUACAAUCGUGCCAUAUGAUCCAGCACUUGUUCCAACCACAAAAAGACCUGACCCAACCACAUCGUCUGCUCCUCAGACACCAAUACAAACUUCCAGAAAUGGAACCGCUUUACCAGUCCUGUCUACGGCUUUCUUCUCCACCCAGCAACCAAGCAAAAGCCAGCAUAAGUUCAAAGGACGCAACCGCUGGGGAAACUCCAACAGAACUAGCAUUUUCAGUACGACUCUAGGCAAACCAACUCAUGUAACAGAUGAUUUUCCCUUCAGGAACACACCCGUUCGUGUAGAGUCCUACCCUCAGAAAACCUCCAAUCCACUCCUGGUUAUCUUACCACUGCUGGCCCUGCUGCUGCUUGUUAUCAUCUUUGUAGUUCUGGUUGUCUUUCUUCGACACCACAGGCAAAGAAAGCAGAGCACUGCUACAUCAAAGGAACCGGCUUCCACUGGUCUUCCAAACAGUCAAUCCCACCAGGGUGAAACCCACAGGAGCACAACAGUUCCCACAGUGACUGUCACUCCAAUAAACCACGCCUGCCCAGGUAGCCCUGUUUUUGAUCGGUUAAUGACACUAAAUCAGGGCUCAGCUUAUAACACUAUUGAUUCAAACAUGCUGAUAAGUUCUUGGAGUAACAGUUCCCCUGCGUCAUCUUCCCAAAUUAUUCAAACCACCACUCCCACUCUGCAGAAGAACCAAUACUGGGUAUGAUCUUACACAAACCUGUAGCUAUAAGUGUUGGAGAAUAAGGUUACAGAUUUAAAAUGCUGUUGUGUACUUAAAUUACACUAUAAUGACUUACUACUUGUUGCAGGUUAUCAAAAGCUUAAAUCUGCAUUAAUCAAUAUUAUUGUAUUAAUACUGAAUCAAAUUACAGUAUUGUGUUUAAGGUUUCUUUCUUAGUGACAAACCCAGAAUUAUUGCCCAACUCUGCAGCUUUGUGUGUUUUUGCAUCUUUUUGCUCAUUAUUUCGUUUUUUUACGAUACAUUACUGCAUGACUCAGUUUCAACACUCUCAUGCUCAUGAGUCGAGGCAGCAAGAGGCAUCAAACACCUAAUGGCAACUAGGCAAAGUUAGCAACUAGAUAAGAAAGAAAAUUAAAACAUUUAGCGAGCUAAAGGACAAGAUUUUUUGUAAAGAUCACCAUAUGGCUGGAUGUGUAAUCAGGCAUUUGUUAGUUAACAACUUUAGAAAAUAACAGCGUUAUAUGGCCCUAAUACCACAUGUCCAUAUGGCUUUUUUGAGUCCUUGUUCCCCCUAGUGACCAAAUUGAUUGAUUCAUGCAGCUUUAAGAAUGGAUGAAGAAGAAAACCACUACAGCCAAAGUCGUUUGCAAUACAUUAAUCAGUGUCAAGACAGUUUUGGAUUGAAAGGCUGGUUUGCAAUCCAACACCAACCACUGCUGUAUAUUAAGUUGGUGGGGCAGAUUGUGUUCGCUUGAGCAUUUACAAAGCAGUCAUCAUUGUGGUAAAUUGUAACCUAUGUUUGGUGCCUAAUGUACUGUAUGUUUAAUCGCUCACAAUGUUAUCUCGUCCUCAUGCACGUUAAAGUCUUCCAUUAUAAGUUCUGAUUAUCAGAAUGGAAGAGGAUGCUAAUGACAGCUUGAAACUGUGAAUUACUAAGACUGACACAGACAUAAAAAUGUCUUCUCUAAGCAUUUCAAUUGAUUGUCCAGAUUUUAUAUUGUUGUUAUGUCUUAUAUAUUAUAGUAUAGAAACUUUUUGUAAACUCAGGUAUUUUGUUUAAAGUCAUUUAAUUCACAUUACUGUUAAUGAGGGUUGCAUGUAUCAUUGAUGUCUUUGUUAAACAUUACAGGACUGAAUAUUAUAAAAAUUAAAUAAUUAACUAAAAUUGACAGAUUAGUCAUAAAUGCAUAAAUGUAUGGCUGUAUAUUGAAAUGGGACAUGGAAAUGGCUGAUUUAGUACCACUAUUACAACUACUGUGUUUUUUUUGUUUUCUUUUAUAGCCCUGAUUGAAUCACACUGGUUAAAAUGUUUAUUUUAAUAUGUUGUUUUUUAUUUUAUUUUACUGUGCACAGUAUUUAUAUACUUUACACAAAAAUCAUGCAUGAAAAAUCAAGGCACUGAUUUUAAAAAUGACACAAAUCUACACUGUAUUCUACCCACCUUCACCUCAGUGAUUAAAACUCAGUAGGUAUAUUCUGUAAUCUAUUUAUAAGUCCCCCUACAGUUGAAUAGAUUUGUGGGGCCGCCUACGAGAUUGAGCAGCUAACCCUAAAGUGAUUUUAUUAGUCUGAGACCAUGAAUGACCUUCUUCUAUUGAUUAUUUAACACUCUAACUUGUGUCAUCACAUUCUUUACAUUAUCUACUGUAUGCCUUGGUUGUUGGACACUGUAAUAAUGUAUGUACUGUAAAUUAAAGGUACUGUUCUGAUAUGUUCUGGCAAUGGGAGAUCAGAUAUUGCUAUCGCAGAAAACUACUGUAAACUUAUAUGUUAGGAAAUAAUUUUGUACUGAAAAAUCUGUCCAGUGUAUUCCAGUCUCAUCCGAAUGAUGUAACCCAAAGUGUCAUAUUUAUUUAUACCAUAUUUUUAAUAAACCACUUUAAAAUGUUU
Messenger RNA from Larimichthys crocea (large yellow croaker), 9291 nucleotides. RefSeq names its product chondroitin sulfate proteoglycan 4ba (gene cspg4ba). The coding region runs from base 202 to 7425 and encodes 2407 amino acids. The transcript has 10 exons. NCBI's taxonomy places the organism in Eukaryota, Metazoa, Chordata, Actinopteri, Sciaenidae. The record is from RefSeq and is a predicted model, not a curated record. Gene Ontology annotation, biological process: anatomical structure morphogenesis.